Mastomys coucha (southern multimammate mouse) is the source of this 3467-nucleotide messenger RNA. It is a transcript of the gene Sytl5, whose product is annotated as synaptotagmin like 5. Gene Ontology annotation, cellular component: plasma membrane; exocytic vesicle. Lineage: Eukaryota; Metazoa; Chordata; Mammalia; Rodentia; Muridae. The transcript has 19 exons. The record is from RefSeq and is a predicted model, not a curated record. The coding region runs from base 669 to 2819 and encodes 716 amino acids. Gene Ontology annotation, biological process: exocytosis; intracellular protein transport. Gene Ontology annotation, molecular function: neurexin family protein binding; phospholipid binding; small GTPase binding.
GCUCUGGUAGAUGGUAGAGUCAUGAUGGCACAUCACCUUGGUGGGAAAAGAACAUUUUGAGGUUGAAAAUCUCCAGUGGAAAAGUUCUUCAUUGCUAAGUGCUGCAGCUUGAAUCCAGGACCUCACACAUGAUAGGCAAGUGCUUUACCAAAGAACUACAACCCUCACUUGCAGGAUCUUCAGUAAGAUUCCAUCUUACUAAAUCAUCAUCACAGCCCAGUCCUGCCUUCCGGAGGAAAUAUCCUGACUUUCUCGAUAAAGUUUGGACUACUUAUGAUCUCUUUGAUCAUCAUUUAUACACCAACCCAGCAUUUUCUACAUUCUGAGCCCAGAGGAAUUGAGUCCUGUUCUGAAGCUUUUUGAGAGCUCAAAGUUCAGCAUCAUUAGUGAAUCUUAGCUGCUGACUGUCUACACAGCAAAUGCUUUAGAGAAUUUUUCUGUUCAAACAAUAAUGAUUUUCAUGGACAGCAAUCUCAGUAGAACAUGUUUUCUCUGUAAUGUGAAAGAAUACCCAGCACUUGUCAAAUCUGCAGAGACCUUGAAAGAAAACCCUUUAAAUUGAACAGCUUGGACACUAGGUUGACCAGGGGAAACCUUGACAAUAGUAACUAUCCAUUCACCUUCUGGAAGAUUCAACUGCUGCUACACAGAGCUGCUGCUGGAGUACCAUGUCUAAGAGCUCAGAGUUCAUCAAUCUGUCAUUUUUAUUAGAUCAUGAGAAGGAAAUGAUCCUGGGAGUCCUGAAGAGAGAUGAAUAUUUGAAAAAAGUGGAAGACAAGAGGAUAAGGAAGCUGAAAAAUGAACUAUUAGAAGCAAAACGUAGGAGUGGGAAGACUCACCAAGAGACCAGUAGAGUCUGUGUUCACUGUCAGAAAACCCUUGGCCUCAUCUUUGAUCGGGGAGAUCCAUGCCAAGCCUGCUCACUCAGGGUGUGCAGUGAGUGUCGAGUCACAGGACUUGAUGGCAGCUGGAAGUGCAUUGUCUGUGCCAAAGUCGCGCAGCUAAGGAUUAUAAGUGGAGAAUGGUUCUUGGAAGAAAAGGCAAAGCGUUUCAAGCAAGUCAAUGUACUGGGCACUGAUGUUGUUCGACAGUCCAUCUUAAGAAGAAGUCCAGGGUCUGAAGAAAUCCAAAGCCAAGAGCAUGCACACCAAUGUGUAGAUAAGUCUUCUGUCAGGCAGAAGGCCACUCAUGAUGGACCAAAGAAGAAGGGUUUUCUUCUUAGCAAGUUCAGAUCAGCAACCAGAGGAGAAAUCAGAACUCCAAAACCUGAAAGCGGAAGGAGCUAUAGCUUGGACCUAGACAGUCAAAAUCUUCAGAGUUUCAAGUCAGCUUAUGGUUCAGACAGGGGAAGUACCACUUCAUCAGAUCUCAUUGACCAGGAGGCUGGACGAAUAACAUCAAGAAGCAGCUACAACAAUGGUGGAAUCCCAGGCACUCAGAGGUCACCAGCCCCAAGUACUCGUAGUGUGACCUCCAUCAACACUGAUUCACAUCUACAUUUCAUAUUUCUCCCUUCAGAGCGGAGUCGAUCUGAGUUAGAUUUGAAUGAGUCAUUUGCGGAAGACUUAGAGGACACUUCAAGCAUAAGAAGCAGAUCUGUCCCAGGCGCUUUAGACAAAGACUUGAACUCCUUAGAAGACACUGAAGAUGGUGUUGACUUAGUGUCCUCCAGCUUUUCUGCAAAUACCCACAGUCUGGCAAGUGGCCUGUCAACUAACUCUCAAGCAGGAUCUGAUAGGAAGAGGAGCUACCUAAAUGUGCCUGAUGCCGAUUCAGACACUACUAGCCUUAACAGCAUGAUGAGUGUUUACAGUGAAACAGGAGACUAUGGCAAUGUUAAAGUCACUGGUGAGAUUCUUCUCCACAUCAGCUACUGCUACAAAACUGGCGGGCUAUACAUUUUUGUCAAGAGCUGCAGAAACCUGGCCAUAGGAGAUGAAAAGAAACAGAGGACAGAUGCUUAUGUCAAGUCAUACCUUCUUCCAGACAAGUCCCGAAACAAUAAACGUAAGACCAAAAUCAGGACAGGUACCAAUCCAGAAUUCAAUGAAACAUUAAAGUAUAUUAUCAGCCACACCCAGCUGGAAACAAGAACUCUGCAGCUCUCAGUCUGGCACUAUGAUCGGUUUGGACGCAACAGUUUCCUUGGAGAGGUGGAGAUUGCUUUUGACUCAUGGAACUUUGAAAAUCCAUGUGAUGAGUGGUUUGUGCUUCAGCCCAAGGUGGAGUUGGCUCCUGAUAUUAACCUCCAAUACAAAGGAGAGCUAACUGUUGUUUUGCGCUAUAUUCCUCCAGAGGAGAACCCUAUAUUCCCAGUAGAACAACCUCAAGGAAAGAAGAUCUUUAAAAAGGGAAAGAAGAAAGAGUCACCUGCCGUUUCUGGGGGAAUACUUGAAGUGUUCAUCAAAGAAGCAAAGAAUCUGACUGCAGUAAAAUCAGGAGGCACUUCUGACAGCUUCGUCAAGGGCUACCUGCUUCCUGAUGAUAACAAAGCCACCAAGCACAAAACUGCAGUUGUAAAAAAGAGUGUCAAUCCUCAGUGGAACCAUACGUUCAUAUUCAGUGGCCUGUAUCCUCAGGAUAUAAAGAAUGCUUGCCUAGAACUCACCAUCUGGGACAAGGAGGCCUUUUCCAGCAACAUCUUUCUAGGAGGUGUUCGUUUAAAUUCUGGAAGUGGUAUGAGCCAUGGGAAGACUGUGGACUGGAUGGACUCUCAUGGGGAAGAACAACGCCUUUGGCAAAAGAUGGCUGACAACCCUGGGACAUCUGUAGAGGGGGUUCUCAUGCUACGUUCCAGCAUGGCGAAAUGUAGGCUCUGAGGGGACCAGUUUUCCCUACAUCUCUGGUUGAUAGCUGUUUCCUCUCAGUGAAAGGACUGGGAAUUUGAAUUCACCCAAGAGUAUUAGAUCAUAUUGGUAAACACGUCAGUGCUGUGAACAUUUAGGAUACUGCUAAUUGUCAAAAAACAAACAAACAAACAAACAAAUGCAUAUCCUUUUAUAUGUUCACCUACACAGGCCUCCCUUAUUAGACAAUAGGAAGUGUACCAUACCACACCAUCUUUCCAACAAUCAAACCGUGCAAAGGCUCAUAGACUUUAUAUUGAUAGAAAUGUUACAAGCUUAUUGGAAAAUACUGUUUAGACUGGGGCUCCUCAUACUUUUUCCAACUGAGUUACUUAAGGGUUAUUGAGUUUGAAAGGAAACACUAAGAAGGUAGACUGCUUAAAGAAUAAUUAAGAAAGAUACUGGCCUCCUUUUUCUUAUCCUAGAAUGACCUGUGAAGUAAAGAAGGCAUUCUGUGGAUGGUUUGGAGAAUAGGGUAGAAUGCUGUUAUAGUGGCAAGCUUCAGGAUGGAGAUGUUUCAGGACAUACUAGUGGGACUAUGAUAAUUACAGAAUUCAUGAAAUUCAGCCUCCUUUUCAAAGUAAAGAUAGCUAAAUGAUUGCAUGUGGUCUCUUUCUCUGU